Messenger RNA from Megalopta genalis, 4667 nucleotides. The record is from RefSeq and is a predicted model, not a curated record. Lineage: Eukaryota; Metazoa; Arthropoda; Insecta; Hymenoptera; Halictidae.
AAGAUCGCGCCACGAUAGCUUCGAGGACGCUUGCAAUGGCGGAAAAUGGAGUCUAUUAACCUGUGAUGUUGAUACGAUUGUUUUUAAUCAUUAAAAAGCUUUUCAUGGAAUUAAAAUGGCUGGUAAAGUGUGGAAUUCAGAAAUAUGGAAAGCAUGGGAUAAACAUGGGAAAAAUGAUUUCCUCAAGUUAAUCAAGCACAAAUUUAAGGAAGGCAACGCCACAGAAUGGAGAAGAGGAUUGUACGAAUUAAUAUCGAAUGGAAUCCAUGGGAACAUAAAAAGGGACAGUGUAAUCCAGACAUUAGGUGAACUCAUGAAUAUUGAUGGAGCGAUACCAUCUGCGAUAGUAGAUAUAUUUACACUAAUAGAUGCAGAAGCACAUAAUGAAGAAAGAAAUAAUUUUUAUUACAUUGUGAAAGAAUCUGAAAAGUUUCUAACAGAUAGGAUAUUAAAGGAACGUUUAGAAAUUGAUACGUUGCAAGAUGUAGGAACAUUAAAGAAUAAAAGUUUCCAAACCAAAUUCAUUAAAGUGAAGACAAAAUUAUACUAUAAGCAACGGAAAUUUAAUUUAUUUAGGGAAGAAAGCGAAGGGUACUCUAAACUUAUAGUGGAAUUAAAUCAGGAACGUCCAGAAUGCGAAGUACCAACGAUAUUGGAAAUUGUUAAAUCUCUUAUCGGCUAUUUUAAUUUAGACCCUAACAGAGUACUUGAUAUUUUACUGGAAACAUUUGAGAAUCGACCUCAAGAUGAUGCACUAUUUAUUCCUUUGAUUCGUUCAUAUAUGAGUGACCAACAAGUACUCUGUGAAGUUUUAGGAUUUAAAUAUUGUUCUACCGUCAAUACCACUCCGUUUUCAUUGCAAAAAGUCACUGCACUCAUGUUACAACAUGGUGUUAUUAAAUUGGAUGAUAUAUUGCCAUGGUUAGUGCCAGAUGAUAGAACGAUUAUCAAAGAGCACGAACAGGCAAUGAAACAAGCAAAAGAGUAUGUUCGGAAGUUAAGCGUAAUUUCUACUAAAGACAAGGAAGAUGUACCCGAAGAAAAAGAGAAUCCACAGGAUAAGUACGCGAGUAAUCAAAAGUACGGAUUAUGCGAGGCGCUGUUGGAAAUAGGGGCUUGGGAGGUUGCACAAAACCUGUUUAAUAGAUUACCAGAACACAGUCUCACAGAUCAGCGUCCGAUCGCGUUGGCACUGUGCAAAAUGAUUCAAUCUCUUAUCGAACCCGUUUAUCGCAAGCAUUGUAUCAUAUCACCGAAAUUGCAAGGUAGAAGAAUUCCUCCCUUGAAGAGUUCUCUCGCUCCAAAACCAGUAGAAGACCUUGAAGAAAUACAUGAUCAGUUGUUGCCAAUGCUCAUAGUCCUCGGUCCCAAUUUACACCAUGAUCCGGUUUUGAUGUACAAGAUCAUGAGGUUGUGUCACGCAACUAUAAGGCAGUGUCCGUUAGACUCGAACAAACAGCCUGCUGAGAAGAAUAAUAAUCUCUAUUACGAUGUACUAACUAUACUCGACGUAGCGUUGUUGCCCUCCUUAUCCUUCAUGGACUGUAACUGUUGUGUUGCGGAAGAAUUGUGGAACAUUUUGAAAUAUUAUCCAUAUCAGAACCGAUACUGCUUAUACGCACGUUGGAAGAACGACACGCCUCUACAACACGCUGCUCUUCUAAGGAAAAGAGCAGACGCGCAAAAGAAAAUCAAAUCUAUCAUGAAGAGAGUGAGCAAAGAGACUAUUAAACCCGUUGGAAGGUCGAUAGGCAAACUGACACACUCUUCUCCUGGUGUAUUAUUCGAUUAUGUUCUUAUACAGAUUCAGCUAUAUGAUAAUCUUAUAGGUCCCGUUGUAGAUUCUUUAAAAUAUUUGACGAAUAUUUCAUAUGACGUACUUGGCUACUGUCUCGUGGAAGCACUGGCUGGUGCUGACCGAGAUAGGUUCAAGCACGAUGGCACGAGCAUAUCUCUUUGGCUCCAAUCCCUCGCUUCGUUCUGUGGAGCUAUAUUCAAAAAGUAUAAUAUCGAACUCACUGGUUUGCUGCAGUAUGUGGCUAACCAACUCAAGGCACAAAAAAGCUUAGAUUUGUUAAUACUGAAGGAAAUAGUACAAAAGAUGGCAGGUAUCGAAGCUGCCGAAGAAAUGACUUCUGAUCAACUGGAUGCUAUGGCAGGUGGAGACUUAUUGAAAAAUGAGGCUGGUUACUUCAGCCAAGUACGUAAUACGAAAAAGUCUUCGCAGCGGUUGAAAGAAGCUCUUGCUGAGCAUGACCUAGCAGUGGCAUUGUGCUUAUUAAUGGCACAGCAGAAACAUUGUGUUGUGUAUAGGGAAACAGAUAAAUCUCAUCUCAAACUUGUUGGAAAAUUAUACGAUCAGUGCCAAGAUACGUUAGUUCAAUUCGGAACAUUCUUGGGUUCUACGAUGACAGUAGACGAAUAUGUGGAGAGACUUCCUUCCAUACAUUCUAUGCUCCAGGACAAUCACAUACAUUCUGAUGUUGCAUUUUUCCUCGCGAGACCAAUGUUUGCACAUGCCAUUAACAUUAAAUAUGACGCCCUGCGUAAAUCCGACCCCAAUUACAAGAAAAUGUCUACUGCGGUGAAGCAAACGAAGUAUGCGGAAGCCGCGCAAGCAGUAAUGGCGCCUGUUGCUCAGUCCGUUAGACCUUUGCAUCCCCUGAAGGUCUGGGAGGAUAUUUCUCCUCAAUUUCUAGUGACGUUUUGGUCCCUCUCCAUGUACGAUUUAUACGUUCCUGUCGAAAGCUAUCAACGAGAAAUUAAUAAAUUGAAGCAACUUGCAGCACAGAGUGCUGAUUCCAAAGAUGUGAAUGUUAGUAAAGGGAAAAAGGAGCAGGAAAGGUGUAGCACAUUAAUUGAGAAACUGCAAGAUGAAAAGAAAAAGCAAGAAGAACAUGUUGAAAAGGUGUUUGCAUAUCUCAGACAAGAAAAAGAUACGUGGUUCUUAUCGCGGAGUGCCAAAUCGGCGAAAAAUGAAACAAUAACACAAUUCUUACAAUUGUGUUUGUUUCCCCGAUGUACAUUUACCACUGUGGAUGCCAUGUACUGUGCAAAAUUCGUGCACACCAUACAUUCUUUAAAGACUGCGAAUUUUUCAACGCUUCUAUGCUACGACAGACUUUUCUGUGAUAUAACAUAUUCAGUUACCUCAUGCACCGAAAAUGAAGCGAAUCGUUAUGGGAGAUUUUUGUGCGCCAUGCUGGAGACCGUAAUGAGAUGGCAUUCCGAGAAAGCAAUUUUCGAUAAGGAGUGUAGUAAUUAUCCGGGAUUUGUAACAAAGUUUCGAGUUAGCAAUCAAUUUUCUGAAGCGAAUGACAUGGUAGGAUUUGAAAAUUACAGACAUGUAUGCCACAAAUGGCAUUACAAGAUUACGAAGGCUAUUGUAGUUUGUCUCGAUUCCAAGGACUAUGUACAAAUAAGAAAUUCUUUAAUAAUAUUGAUAAAAAUAUUGCCGCACUUUCCCGUGCUGGCAAAGUUAUCCCAAAUCCUAGAACGUAAGGUAGAAAAGGUGAGGGAGGAAGAGCGUGGGCAACGACAGGACCUCCAUGUCCUGGCUACGUCAUACAGUGGCCAAUUGAAAGCUAAAACUCCCAAUAUGAUUCGGGAAGCAGACUUUCAUCAUGUUGGAGACAAAGCUGGAAAGACACAAGAUAGUCAAAACAGUGACACAACAGAGAAAGUAGGUGAUGGAAUAUCGAAUAAAGAGAUCACCAAUGGCGACACGCGGAUAGAAAAGGAAAAUAAAGACCAACGUGAGAAAAGAAGUGCAUCGAAUCAACUGUACCACGAAAGUUCUGAGAAAAUCAGAAAAAAGGAGGAAAGUAAAGACAGUGCAGAGGGAAAAGAUAAGCAUGUGAAGAAAGAGGAAGUUAAGGAAGAAGAUCCUAUGGAUAAAAAGGAUCGUAAAUACUACAAAGAAGAACAUUAUUACAGUAGUGGUGUAGACAAUUUAGAUCGAGAUCUUUCUAGUGUAUCGAAUAGCAGUGCCAGCUCAGGACCAACCCAAGAUGGAUCUGACAGAGAUGCCAAAAGAAGAAAAAUUGAAAACAUGCAAAAGGAAGGGAGACGCGCGGAAAGCAAUUUGGACAAAAAGGAACGUUCAAGCAAAAGCAAAAUAAGAGACGAACAGAAAGAACUACGUAGAGAGAAGAAAGUGGGACGAAAAAGGCAGGACAGAGCGGACGAAUCUACAGUUACGACUGAACAAAAGAGAAGAAAAGAUGACGAAAGAGCGAAAGGAGCACACCAAAAUGGCGAUAUGCCUGAACAUAGAGAAAAACAUCAUUAUAAUAAGGAAAAGUCUCCCUACACAAAGGAACGUGCUCAUGAACGGGAGGGCCGCGAAGGCAGAGACAAACAUAGAAGAAGUUCGGAUCCCAAACGAAGAUGAUGUACAACUAUGGACAAAAAUUUGACUUAACAUUUUAUAUACUACGUUUGGUGUUGCAUGUAAUUAAGGUAGAAUUCAAAUAAUAAAGAAAAAUAGUGAAUAAUUUGUAUAUUAUAUUGACGUCCAAUUUUAUAAAAUAAACUAGGUAACAAAAAGCAUUCUUUGGUACACGUUCAAUUCAGUUUAGAAAAUUUGUACAUAUACAAUAGCAAUACUUUGUUAUUUAUAAUAAAUAAUAAUUAGCAAUGCCAAUAAAUUAAAUCAAUUUUCUUAA